Selaginella moellendorffii is the source of this 564-nucleotide messenger RNA. RefSeq lists its product as uncharacterized. The transcript is spliced from 4 exons. NCBI's taxonomy places the organism in Eukaryota, Viridiplantae, Streptophyta, Lycopodiopsida, Selaginellales, Selaginellaceae. The record is from RefSeq and is a predicted model, not a curated record. The coding region runs from base 20 to 391 and encodes 123 amino acids.
GAGAGAGAGGGGAAGAGGAAUGGCGCUUUUGGGUAUGAGCACCGAGGAGUACACUUGGCUUUUCCAGCAAUUCCAGCUACCCAUGGAAGAGCGCAACACCAAAGCCAUCCUCACCAAGCAUCUGGAGGAGGUGCUCAGGCUGCAUGGAGUUCGCAGCAAGCUCAUCUUCCGGAGCAAGGGCCAGAUGCUCGAAGCCCUGGACAACACGAGGAUGAUGAGCAUGAUGCGCUCCACAGUGGGUUCUGUCGAGAUCGCGGGAGCUCCCAUCAAUGCCAAAGCCGAUCUCAAGGCGCUCAAGUGGAGCGACGGGAAGAUCCUUGAAGUGGCGAAGCUCGAGCCUCCUCAGCGAGCUCCAAUCGAUCCCAUGGAACAAAACCCUCCAGAGGCUUGAAAGAAAGAGAGAAGCGCGUGCCGGGGCAUCACAAGAAGAAAAAGGAAGCUCUCUUCUUCAAUCGCUUCCAUCUCCCAGCAUCUUUUCUCGAAAAUGUUCUUGAGCGAGCUCCAAAACCGUGAUGCCGCUGUUCUAUGAGAAAAGCCACGAUAUGCUGAUAUAGAGCUUCUUCA